AAAGCGCCUGAUGGACGACGUUCCCGAGAGAUGGCGCUAAAGGACCACAACAGGACGCCAGCUCGAACCACCGCUCUGUUUUUACGUCACCAUAGCAAUACAUCAAUGCGCCAUAGCAACUUUUUUUUUCUUUAACUGUCUAUGAUAGAAACACGAUCUGUGUGGAGUUUUAACACGGCUUCAGAUUUACUGACUUUCUACGUGUUAACCAACUGAACCAUGGGCAACAUGUACCGAGGACUGAAUAAAAAUAGGAUCCCGUCUUACACCGUUUCAACUUCAAUACCAACACAAUACCAAAGAGUGGUGAUAACAAAUACAGAAAAGAAAGGUUUUUCAUCUCAAGCUAGGAGAUUCCCUUCACAAGUCUGUCUGAAUGAAAAUCCAGGACCAGGCAGCUAUGGCUUUAUUUCCAGUGCUGAAGUCCAAAGUCCUUCCUUCUCAAAGAAAGGCACCACAGGCUUUGUUGCAUCCAAGACUGCCAGGGCUUCUAGUAACCCAAAGAGAGGCAUCCCAGGACCAAAUGCAUACAACCUUCAGAGCUCCUUCAUAGACAAGAAUAACUUCAACGUUGGCGUCUCCAGGGUGUUCAGGCUGCCUGUGGCUGUGCAGCUGGAUGGCCCAAAGCACAAAACUCCAGCACCAAAUCAAUAUGAUGUCAAUUGUGGUUGUAGAGAAAGAUUCUCUACAGUUGUUGGUACAUCAAUUUUCCUGUCAAAAACUGGACGCCACACUUUUUACCUAAACAAAAAUGGGCCAUCACCAUGCCACUAUGAGGUGACCAGCCACACAGUCCAGCAAAGCUCCAAGGCAAUCUUGUCCCCCUUCAAAUCAAAAACCCAGAGAAUCCCUCCUCUGGUCGACAACCAUGUACCAGGCCCAGGAGCCUACAGUCCCCAUCAGACCCCUGCACCUGCGAAGAGGGCCGUCCUGCCGAGGGGAUAUUAUUCGGCAAUAUCAGCGCCUCCUUUGAUUGUCCCUAAGGACCCUCCCUUGCCAGGCCCUGGGCAGUAUGACAUAGGGGAUUAUACCGGCCUGUCUAAGCGUCCCAUGCCGACUGCUGCGUUUGCAUCUAGAACUGAAAGGAUACCCCAAAACCCACAAGCGGACAUGAAACCAGGUCCAGGUUUCUAUGAUCCUCACAUUUUGCCUAAACAAUCCUUCUUUUACAACGACUCCAGAGUCUGGCUUCCUGCAUGAAGCUUUUAAGGAAACCGCCACUGCAGAUAUGAACCUUUUUACACACAUGAACUGUGAUUAUCCAUAUAAAAAUGCUUCUAUGCAAGGUAUGUGAUCUCUGUUUUAACUAGACAUGGGUUCCUGUAUCUCUGAUUUUUUUUUAGAUCAGUAUUUGCUUGAGAGAAAAAAGCUGAACGUUACAUUUUUGCAACUACGUAGUCUCUAUUUCUAACUUUAAAUAGACCAAUGAGAUGUAAGAGGUAUUUUGGAAGAUGAACCCUACUGUAUUUAUCCAUAGUGGUGAUGGAAGGGAAUGCCAACACACUUGAGCCUUAUGUUUUAUCCUCACCUUGAUUUCCUAAUGCUCUAAUCUAGAAAUGAUACAGAUGAAAUGUUACUGCAGUCCCCGACAGCUGCUGGUCCAGUCACCGGUACGCCUCCGUAACAGCUGAGAGCUUGAGAAGACAGCACUGGGCCAACUGCUAGAGGGCAGACAGAAGGGUGGAGUGUGACUGUAUGUGAGCAAUGUAAAUAACUGGGUAUGAGGCAGGGCUAGUGUUUAACCCAAAAGACAAAUGGACAUAUCAGUCAUCAGCCUUCAUCAGACGGUUUUAUUGUGGGAACGGUGGCUAUAUCACUUUUCUGAAGUUUCACAUUUUGGGAAAUAUGCUUGUUUGCUUCCUGGCGUUGACUUGAUUGAUACCACUUUCAUAUUUAAAGCAGCUAUAAUUCAUAUUUUUAUCAUAACAAUGUAUCAGAUGACAAUGUGAAAACAGUGUGACAAUGUAAGAAUGGACUGCUCGCAGUGAUGACCCUGCAGAGAAUUAUCACCUGAAUCUGCAGCUCCCCUCGGCUUUAGGGAGCUUCAUAGUGAAUUUCAGCUCAUUUAGCUGACUGGCUUUGUUUCACUGUCCCUGCUAUCUUAGAGUUGUUUUAAUUUCUUUUCUUUGUUUUGUCUCAUCGGCUGUUAGAGACUAUUUAGUCUAUAUCAAUGACAUUUCAUUUCCGAGGUUGUUCAGGUGCAGCCGGAAAUUCCACUGGAUGUCCCUCAUUUUGGCCGGAUGUCCAUCACCUUCCGCUUUCUUUGUGUUGGCAUUUUUAACUCUGGUCGAUUUUUGAGGACUAUGGUUAACUGCUCCUCAGAUCUCUGCAGGGUAAAUCCAGACAGCUAGCUAGACUAUCUGUCCAAUCUGAGUUUUCUGUUGCACGACUAAAACAACCUUUGAACUUACACAUGUUCCACCAAAACAAGUUCCUUCCCGAUACUAUUUUGCAGCGGCAGGCUCCAUCUGGUGCUAAGCCAACCACCUGCUACCUAUACCUUCAUUUUCCAAAGCGAUAUUAAUGUGAUGUCAAUCUUCUCAUCUAACUUUGUCAGAAAGCAAAUAAGCGUAUUUCCCAAAAUGUCAAACUUUUGAGACAAGUUUAAAACAUUGUUGUGGCAUUUGUUUUUCAUCAGAUGCAGCUGUUGACAUGGAAAUGAAUAGCAUGGAUAGAUAUCAGCUGGAAAUUACAGAAUAAAACAACAACACGGUGCCAAAGAGUAUAUUUAUACCUCUAGCUUUUUUCCAUCUGCAAAGGCAGAGGAUGCUAUUCAGUUUAAACCACAGUGUCAUCUGCUCGCAAGGAAAUCAGUUGGUGAUUUUCCCCCCAGCUCUGCUCUCGAUAACCACACCAACUGCAGACAUGCUUGACUCCCACUCUAUAGCAGCUGUAGUUAUAUUCAGACUCUGACUUCAGCAGUGUGCUCUCCCUCCUGGUGAAACACACAGGGAGGAUCCAGACAAAUGUGUUAAGCUUAACUGCAGGCUUUUUAGGUCAGUGGUUGCCUUUGUGAUUGUGUGUUGGAGGGGCAAUUAACUAUAUGCCUCUAUGGAUUUAUGGGAGGCUCUCUGAACCUCCCCAUGUCUCAGUCAGGUGCAGGCGAGUAUGGACAUGCACUCCCUCAAAGGAAGUUUCAUUGAGAAAACUCUUUGUUGUCGGAAACAUCCAUACAUGUGGAUUGAAUCAGUUGCUCAUCAAUUUUAGCUGAUUAAAAAUGUGUUUUAGUGCUUUAACCAGGUAUAUUAGGUUAGAUUUGGUUCUAACCGUUAGCACUAAUAGUCUGAGGGAUCCAGUAAAAGUAAUUUGUCUUGCUUAAGUGAUGCUGCCGGCAUCAAAGAAGAGCUAAAUAUGUCAACUUAUGUCUGUCGCUUGACAUUACGUCAGUGGAUUACAGCCACAAUUUGUUCUGCUGUCAUUUAAUGAGUCUUACACUUAAAGAACACAUGCUGUAUUUGUGGAAUCCUUGACAAUCCGAAAUAUUAUGAGAAAAACACGGUCAAGCGUUUCAAAAUGUUCCUAUCCUGUUUGUUCAUCAUAUUUUAGCCAUACUAAUUGCAAUUGGGAUGGAAAUGUGGGUCAGUUGGUCAGUCCACUGCUAGAUCUAAAAAAAACAACGCCCAAAUAGAUUGCCAUGAAACCAUGUACAGCCAUCCAUGCUCCCUGUAGGAUGAAAACUAUUAGACAAAAACUAUGUUGCCGGAUUGAAAUCUGGUGCAGAUAUUCUUGGUGCUGAGAAGAUGAAUAUUAAUGACGUUGGUGAACCCUUCAUUUUUUUUAUCCAACGCCAUCAUAAGGUCAAUAGUCAUUUUGUUUCUUUUUGAGGUUAGCCUUGAAAAUAACAACAUCCCGCCCCCUCUUCCUUCUAUACCACACAACUUACAGUAGAAAAAAAAAACACAAGUGUGAUCAGUGUCAUCAAGCACCUCUCAACCUGUCUGAAAUCUGAUGGUACUAGUAGUGGCAUGAAAAUGCAGCAACAAAUUGUUAGUGUGUCUACUGUAUGCAGCCUAUAAUGUACACGUGUAGGUUCUUGUGCAGAUGAACAAGAUAUAUGGGGUUUAUUGAGCUCUGUUUGCCUUUACUCUACCACUGCAUUGCAUUUCCUGCCCUUGCAUUUCCAAAUCCCAUUACUGCAUCAACAAAUCAUUUUUUACCAGAGACUCCAGACUCAACAACAGAGCCAUUUGCUGCCUCAGAGGCACCAACGGUUCAGAUCUAAGUCCAUUAGCCCCGAUGGAGCUGCUUCUCUUCCCUUCUCAUGUGUUGCAGGGCAGCCAGUGGAUUGAUUGGCAAUGUUUCAGCACAUCACAGUCUAUCUUUAUCCUCUAUGUACCAUGUUUAAAGGAAUACUUUAAAAUUAAAGCCGCUAUUAUCUGCUCAGCCAUACAUCAGCUAAAGUUAUUUUUAGAAGGAUAGUUUUUGAUCGUGGGAGGUGUUUUAACUGUAUUCAGGCUAAACUAAAAGGAAACGAAAAGACGUCUCUAACAUUAGCCGCCAACCAAACCAAAGAGUCCUGAGGUCUAUGAAGUCCUUAGUGUCUUCCCUAAGCUAAGUGGGUCAUGCAUAUUUAAUCUCUCUGGUAAAGCUCACACACAUUUGGCCUUUUAGCAUUAGCGGUAGCUCUAACAUCAUGAUGUGUCCUGCUCUAAAAAGUCUUAAAAUGAGCGCUUGGGGAAUUUAUAUAAUGCGUUUUAACAUAUGUUUGUACACAGUUCCAUCCUUUAUGUCCUGCAGAUUCAAGAAAAAAACAAUGGCGAACACAGAUGACCUCAUUUAUAAUUAAUCAGAAUUUUAUAUUCAAAUGAUCCACAGAAGGAGGAAAAAACGUAGUGGGUGUGAUUCUGGUCAGACUAUUUAUAAAAAUAUGACACUCCUCCUUAACCCUGAAGGAGCCACCUUUAUCUCCAUCUAUGAGAGAAUAUGUCAUGUUAAAAAAUAACCAUCACCUUGAUAUGAUAAUAUUUAUCACUGAUGUAAAAGCGUUAUUAUAUAUGUACAAGUUAUCCAAUCAUUUUUUUAUUUAGGCGUUCCUCAAAUCAGCCACUGUAUUUUAAUAAAACAACAACAAUAAAACAGUUUAAGGCUGCCAUGGUGUCAUAUACAAGAUUCAUUUAUUCAUUCAUCCACGUGCUGCUCUCUUUUUUAUCAUUUAAGACUGGGGUGCAGAUUUCCUCCUGGAUGACUGAAAAAGCAAUGGCAGAAAGGUCAUGUCAAUUGUUAAUCCGCUUUUUAUUGUCAAUUUCAUGAGGAGCAUACAGGCAGAUAACUACUGUUAGUUAUACAUGGAAAACAUUGCAAUACACAGUGUUAGCAUAUCCCUGAAGAAAUCAUGCUUCUCCUACAAUAGUCUACCAUUGGUUGGCCACUCAUUGGUAGGUUUAUAGAGCCAUUGAAGGCUAGGCUUACUUUGUUUUAUUUAUUUUGCUUAUUGGUAUUCCAGUAUCUUUCCCGUAAUAGCCGAUUUCUGUUGAUUAUGUGCUAAUUAAGGCAUAUUAUAUGACAUUAUGAAGUAUUUUCCUAAUGGAUCUCUUGUCCAUUAAGUGAAUAAUGCUCUUGGCUGUUACAAACCGUUAAUAAACGUAUGAUUAAUUGUUGUAAAGAUCUGUAAUUACACAUACCGUCAGACGUGUACGCCGUUAUGACAACUCGCCUCGCUCCAGGCAGCAGGGCUGUCUUCAGCUGCUGAAAAUCAUCUGAUGGUUCAAACCAUUCACGGGGUCCAAGAGGACACGUUUGUUUUAAUACUGCGGCUAAACCCAAUAAACUAGGCCUUAUAACAUGUUUUGUUUCACGUUUUUAAUCGUCGUCGAUCGAUUAUUUGAUCUCGGGUUUAAUGUGUGAACUAGUUUGUUCCUUUGCAAAACAGUUGGUACAGUCCAGUUGUCCGGCAUGCGGUUUUAACGUAGGUGGCGUCAAGCUAGCACAAGGAAGAAAAUGACUACAAACGGAAAUUAAGUAAUGUUACCUUCAAAAUAAAAUAUGGUUCUUUUAAAAUGGAGCCAAGAAUGUUUGUGAUACCUGAAAAUAAAACAUGUUUUUAAUGCAUUUGUUGUAUAUUUUUCUAUGAACAAAAGUAGCGGUAUGCAUGUCAAUUCAGUUACUAUGGGACUGUUCCACUUUGCUGUGAAGAAACUUCUGGGACAAUAGGUGUAUUUUUGUGAAUGACUAUAAAUAAGUUUGUAUUGUGUACUCCGUCUUGUCUGGUUAGUGUUGUACAUCAUUGUUUGUCUAAUUGGGACAUGCAAAGAACUGCAGACCAGCAUUGGCUUCAAGCAUUUGUCUUUGAUGUUCUAUGUAUGCCUACAAGUAGUCUACGAUAUCAUGCUGCUAAAAAAUAGGCCAAUUUGUUGUAAAACCUACUGAUCAAAUUCCCCACGUCUCAGAAUGUUUUGAGUAUCUUUACGAGAUGAUUGUGUUUGUUAAUUACUA
Etheostoma spectabile (orangethroat darter) is the source of this 6432-nucleotide messenger RNA. RefSeq names its product sperm-tail PG-rich repeat containing 1 (gene stpg1). Gene Ontology annotation, biological process: epigenetic programing of male pronucleus. The record is from RefSeq and is a predicted model, not a curated record. Gene Ontology annotation, cellular component: female pronucleus; germinal vesicle; male pronucleus. Gene Ontology annotation, molecular function: chromatin binding; histone binding. The transcript is spliced from 8 exons. Bases 220 to 1200 code for a protein of 326 amino acids. Lineage: Eukaryota; Metazoa; Chordata; Actinopteri; Perciformes; Percidae.